Messenger RNA from Magnolia sinica, 1471 nucleotides. RefSeq names its product trihelix transcription factor ENAP2. Gene Ontology annotation, molecular function: transcription cis-regulatory region binding. The record is from RefSeq and is a predicted model, not a curated record. NCBI's taxonomy places the organism in Eukaryota, Viridiplantae, Streptophyta, Magnoliopsida, Magnoliales, Magnoliaceae. The transcript has 2 exons. Gene Ontology annotation, cellular component: nucleus. The coding region runs from base 125 to 1024 and encodes 299 amino acids.
GACGAAUGACCCACCUUUGUUGGCCACUACCACAAAUGCAUUCCUUGACAAUGUGCCAGUGAUUCUCUCUCUUUUUCAUCCGUCUCCAACCCCCCCUAGAGCUGCUGCAAGCGGCUAACGCUGAAUGCUACUAAAAUGUAGAAAAUGGGGAGAGAUGGAAAAAACAACUACACCUCAGAACAAUCCGUGUCUUCUCACUAACGAAGGUCCCAACGACCACAACAGUAACAACAAUGAAGAUUCGUUGAAGAAGCCACUGGGAAUUGGCAGUGGCGACCGCUUGAAACGGGAUGAAUGGAGUGAAGGUGCGGUUUCAAGCCUCCUUGAUGCCUAUGAAUCCAAAUGGGUGCUCCGGAACCGGGCCAAACUCAAGGGCCACGAUUGGGAAGAUGUGGCACGUCAUGUGUCGUCCCGGGCCCACUCCACCAAGUCUUCCAAGACACAAACCCAAUGCAAGAACAAGAUUGAGUCGAUGAAGAAACGGUAUAGAUCUGAGUCCACUGUUGCGGACCCCUCAUCAUGGCCCCUCUUUCAGCGACUCGAUCUCCUACUGCGGUGCCGUGCCCCACCUCCUCCACCAGCUACUCCUGGUACCCGCCAGGACUCGCCUGCAGUGAAUGGAGUGGAAGUUGUUGCCGAGGAAGAUCGCACUGGAGGCAAGAUGAAUGAUGGCCCGGACAAGAUGGCGGUAGAAACUGAUAGUAGCACGCCCAUCUGUGACAAUGACAAGUGGAGGACGAUGAACAUGAAAAGGAAGAAGGUGUGGACGGAGGAGUGUUUGGCGGUGGCGGAUAGUGUGCAGUGGUUAGCAGAGGUGGUGGUCAGAUCGGAGCGGGCACGGAUGGAAACAAUGAGAGAGGUGGAAAGGAUAAGAAGAGAAGCAGAGACGAGGAAAGGAGAAAUGGAUCUUAAGCGAACGGAGAUCAUUACCAACACACAGUUGGAGAUCACUAGGCUUCUUGUAGGCAAAGAUGGAGAUGGUAGUGUUGUUCAGUCUUCCUUGAGGAUUGGAAGGAUAAACUGAAGUAUCUGACUCUGUUUAAGUUUAAAACUAGGGCAGUAAAAUAACAAGAUGUGGGGCCAGAGCCUCUCUGCAGAUUGCCGGUCCCGCAGCUUAUGAUUUGCCUACGACCGUCGGAAGGUAGGUAGGGCCCACCGUGAUGUUCCUGAGAAAUCCACCCCCCUUAAUCAAUUUUCCAGCUCAUUUUAAGCCAUGAUCCCAAAAUUAAUGUGGAUCCAAAACUCAAGUGGGCCACACGACAGGAAAAAGUGGGGAGUGAAAUGCCUAUCUUUGAAACCUCCGUGGGUCCACCUUGGUGUUUAUAUGUUUAUAUGUCAUUCAAGCCGUUAAUAAAGUGAUAACUAGUGGUAUGAACUGAAAACACAAAAAUAUUAGUCCGACAUAAAUCUUUUGUGUACAUCCACGAAUGUUUCGACAGUCAAUAUUCAAUCCCCACUGUUUCGCUUGUAA